AUGCCUGUCCUCCCGGAAUUUCUCGCGAGGAGGACCAGCGCGGCGGUAGACGCUGCAGCCGUUUUCAUAGGCCGGGAGUUUACGGAUACGGCGUCCGCUUUGACCAAGCGUAUCGACAUACCUUUGAACAGCACGAGUCCAGCGGGACUGAUAGAAGCAAACACGGUGGAUCCCUGGAAAGAAAGUGGGAAAUAUGCGCUGGGCAUGGUCUACUUUUGUAUCAUAUUGCUGGUCUUGUCAUCAUGUUUGCGCGCCUACCACUUUUUCACGGACAAGAUCCGGACCGCGCUCCACCAGGAAGAGGUACUGAAAUCGUCAAAGACAUCAUCACCCAACACGGAUUAUGAGUUGUCAGUUUUGGAUACUGACAAGUCAACCAAAAAGUUUUUCCCACGCAAUGGGCCGUUACCACAACCUGCGCCGGUUCAAUCGUCCGUUUCCUCUUUUGGGCCAUUGAACAACCUGAUUGCGGUGUUCCGCUUUCUGUUCUACCAUCCUCUGCCUCAGUACGAGCUCCGCAAGGGCUGGAGACCGAUAGUCUUUCCGUCGCUCGGAAUAGUAUGCGUCGUUCUGGCCGCCUUGGUUUUCGUAACGCUAUAUUGUUUUAUCCCGCAACCGCUAUACUGGGAUAGUAUUCGAUUUGGCUCGCCACCUCUCGCGAUACGUUCUGGCAUGCUCGCCGUGUCGCUCAUGCCAUGGAUCAUUGCGCUAAGUAUGAAGGCGAACCUCAUCUCGCUCAUGACGGGGAUCGGGCACGAGCGGCUAAACGUGCUGCACCGUUGGGGUGCUUAUCUGAUGCUAUUCCUCAGCCUGAUACAUACGAUCCCAUUUUGUAUUACGCCCAUCUGGGAAGAUGGGGGACUGGAGGUUUUCUACGUACUCCUCCGGGGAGAUAAUUUUUAUCCUUACGGCACAGGAAUUGCCGCCAUUGUGCCAUUGUUAUUCCUUUGUAUCCACUCCCUGCCUCAGAUUCGGAGUUGGAUGUACGAACUGUUUGUGUCAGUUCACGUACCAGUCUCGAUUGUGUACCUGGCAAUGCUCUUUUGGCAUUGCCGCAACUUCCUUACGUCGUGGCAUUACCUAUACGCGACUGUGGCGAUAUGGGUAGCUUCCUACAUCAUCCGCCUCUUCUACCUGAACUGGACGAAUCCCAGGCGCAUGUCCUGGCUGAUUGGAGACGAGGCGGCAGUGACGAUCCUCCCGGAGAACGCCAUCAAAGUCACCAUCCCGACACAGACGAAAUGGAGACCCGGCCAGUAUGUGUACCUGCGGAUGCCGGGCAUCUCCGUUUUCGAGAACCACCCUUUCACGAUAGCGUCGCUGUGCAGCGAUGACUUCCCGUCCGCAUACGGCCCGGAAUACCGGGAUAUGGUGCUCGUGUUCCGCCCGUUCCGCGGAUUCACUCAAAAGGUCCUUAAGAGCGCCAUUGAACAUGGGCCGUGGCAUACCUACCGCGCGUUCAUCGACGGACCUUACGGAGGCAUGCAAAGACGGCUGGAAGCCUUCGACCACGUCGUACUCAUUGCAGGCGGUAGCGGCGUAACAGCCCUCGUCAGCCAGCUGCUUGACCUGGUAAAACGGAUGCGAGACGGCAAAGCAGUGACGAAGAGCGUGCAAGUAGUGUGGGCAUGCAAGCGACCAGAAACAAUGGAGUGGUUUAAAGAAGAGCUGCGCAUCUGCCGGGAGUUUGCGCCGCCGGACACGGUGCAGUUCCAGUUCUUCAUCACGGCAGCGAAGCGGCUGCCACGGACGGGCCAGAUCGUCAGCGCGCAGACGCCGACGCGGCCCGUCAGCAUGUUCUUCCACGACCGCGUCAACGACGCCUUCCAGGACAUUGCGGAUAAGCGGCUGUCCGGGUUGUCGUGGACGAAGCGGCACUCGGCCCUCAUCAAUGACGAGGCGCAGGGCGAUCCGGAGCGCGAGAAGGAGCUCCGCCGCGAGAACGAAGACGGCAUCAGCGCGCUGCCGCAGGCGCACAUGCUGCCGAUCGGGGGACGGGGCAACGCCAACAACCACAACAGCAGCAGCAGCCGGCCAACAUCAACAGCAUCGACCGCAACCGCAUCCUCAGAAACGCAGCUCGCGCAACCCACGCCCACGCACGCAGGCGAAAAGCGACGCACGCGCAACCUCAGCAUCGACAUCCAGCAAGCGGUAGCGGCGGGCAGCGGGGCGCUCGACACGUCCGUGACGCAGCCGGCCACGCAAGCGGCCUUCGACUUCGGCUUCCCGUCGACGCCGACCGAGUUCCAGAAGAACCUGAUGCGCUUCGCGUUCCUGCCCGCCGCGGUCAAGAAGAAGGACGGCUGGAGCACCGAGUACGGCCGCCCGCAGAUCGCGUACAUGCUGCGGCAGUUCAGCCGCGAGUUUGGGCGCCGCACCGCCGUCUUUGUGUGUGGGCCGCCGGGCAUGCGCAUUGAUGUUGCUGAGGCGGUAGCGGGGCUGCAGAAGGACGUUUGGCGUGAUGAGGGCAGAGAUGAGAUUUAUUUGCAUGCGGAGAAUUAUGCUAUUUGA
Aplosporella prunicola CBS 121167 is the source of this 2514-nucleotide messenger RNA. RefSeq lists its product as uncharacterized. The coding region runs from base 1 to 2514 and encodes 837 amino acids. Gene Ontology annotation, biological process: iron ion transport; intracellular iron ion homeostasis; copper ion import. Lineage: Eukaryota; Fungi; Ascomycota; Dothideomycetes; Botryosphaeriales; Aplosporellaceae. The record is from RefSeq and is a predicted model, not a curated record. Gene Ontology annotation, molecular function: ferric-chelate reductase activity. The transcript is spliced from 2 exons. Gene Ontology annotation, cellular component: plasma membrane.